AUGGAGAAAGAGCCCCUCCUACACACGGAUCCUGCAGUCAAUACACGUCCAAGGAAUGAGUCUGUCCCCAAGGUUCCAACCAAAACAAGAUACGGGACACUCCUGCUUGUAAACAUCGUGAUCUGCCUGUGGACCAUUGCUGAAAAACUCCACUCGCCAGUGGUCACCCAGUACCUGUACAUGAGGGUCAAAGACGACGUGUACCCCAACGGUACAGAACCGGCGAAACACAACGUCACCUGCUUCCAGAACAGUUCAACCGAAGGCUUCAAGCUCCAGGAGAAAGCCCAGCAGGUUACGAACACCAUGCAGAUGCAAUUCUCGAUAUCCAAAUCGGGAUGCGAGCUCGUUAUCAAUCUAAUGCUAGGCUCCUUCUCAGAUUAUGUCGGUAGAAGGGUUCUGUUUAUGGUGCCAACGGUGGGAUACUUCAUGAAGAAUUCCAUUCUUACGGCAAUAAUUUAUUGGAACUUGGAUCUGAAGUUUUACUAUGUUGGUGAAAUAUUGGAAGGAAUUACUGGCGGGUCGUCUCUGUUCAAACUAGCCUGCUACACGUGUGUGUCGGACAAUACACCAGCUAAAGGCGUCAGGACCCUGGGGAUGAUAGCAGUAGAUGUCACAAUGGCAGUUACCGAAGCAGCCAUUUCAUCAGUGACCGGCAUCUUCAUCCAGAACACAGGAUUCUUUUACCCGUCCUUGGCAUCAGCGUUGAUGACCGUGGUUGUCUUGGUAACAAUUAUGUGUAUUUUGUCUGACAAUGUUAAACGAAGAGGAGCUUCCUGUGGAAACUUUUUGGCAGGUUUAAAAAAUGUCUUUUCGCCCUACUUUACAGAAGGUUCAAAGAGAAGGAAGGUGUUGUUCUGGUUGGCCAUUAUAGCUUAUUUCAUUUCUACCCUUAGUAGCAGUACUGGGGACAUUGGAAAUUUGUGGCAGCUCAAUUACCCCUUGUGUUGGAGCCCAGAGAUGAUAGGAUACUACAGUAUGGCAAGCACAAUGUUCCAACAAGUGCUCUGUAUUCCCUUAGCCAGGCUGCUCCAGAGCUGUGUCAGGGAUCCACUCAUCGCUGUAUGGAGCUGUGUCGUCACCAUGGCGUCUAACGCGCUGCACGCGUUUUCCUACACCAAUUGGAUGAUGUACGGUGUUGCCAUCGUUGGAUGUCUUUCGGUCUCAGUAGGAGGGAUAAUCCGGUCAGUGUUGUCCCAGAUGACGGCUCCAGAUCGACAGGGAUCUCUCAUGGCGAGCUUAUCUGUCUUUGCAAUCGUCAGCAACGUCUUAGGAGAACCAUUGUUCAGUUGUAUCUACAGCUCUACAGUGAUUGUGAUGCGUGGGGCUGCCUUCCUGGUGUCGGCUGGUGGCCAUUUUCUAUCGACAGUCACUAUCAUCGUUUUCGCUGUGUUGUCCUCUGGUAAAUAUAAACAGGAAGUGACGUCAUCAUCUAAUCCGCAAAUACCGGAAGUGGACAGUGUGGCAUCGCCAGCAAAACGACACAUUCAGAGUAACGACUGAACCGCUGAGUGAGAUUGCUGAUUCGAAUAUUCUGAGAACU
This is a messenger RNA of Haliotis rubra (blacklip abalone), 1543 nucleotides long. Its product is annotated as solute carrier family 46 member 3-like. Gene Ontology annotation, biological process: transmembrane transport. The coding region runs from base 1 to 1503 and encodes 500 amino acids. The transcript has a single exon. NCBI's taxonomy places the organism in Eukaryota, Metazoa, Mollusca, Gastropoda, Lepetellida, Haliotidae. Gene Ontology annotation, cellular component: membrane. Gene Ontology annotation, molecular function: transmembrane transporter activity. The record is from RefSeq and is a predicted model, not a curated record.